AUGUCUCCCAGAAAGCGAAAAAAUGUUAAACAAACCAAAAUUACUAAUAUAAAACGAAUUAAGACAAAAAAAACACAAACUAGUCCAAAACCAAAGGAGGAUAUAAGUCUGCAAGAAAAACCCCGUGAAGAAUUAAAAACUCGAUCAGUCUUUCCAGUCACGAUCGACGAGUUCAUUGAAAAUACAAACAUAAUCGAAGUAAUUAAAGAUUAUAUUAAAGAUAAAUAUUCAACAGCCUUAGAAACAUAUCUCACGGCACCAGAAAUCAUGAGCAGGGUAAAAAAUACAUAUAACGUUUUUUACAAAAGACCACAACGACGAUGUAUGGCACCAAUGAAAUAUGUUCGCAUCACUAGUGACUGUGAUGAAAAUACAAAACAACGUUUGUUUAAAAUUCCAGAAUAUUAUAAACAUUUGUGUGAAAAUAAAGAUAAUGAACAUCAAAGCGUAAAACAAAGUUUAAAGAAACAAGAUAGUUCUCCAGAUAAAAAUAUAAAUAGCGUUAGCGAUAAAAAGAUAUUAGAAGAAAAGAUCCUGGGACUAAAGAGCAUUAUAUCAAAUUUUGAUGCUAAUAACAAAGAAACAAAUGAAAAAGUGUGCAACCUUCCAGUCAGUUUUGAAACGUUUAAAAGGUUCACAUUUCACAAUGAUGUUAUUGAUAACAUUUGCCAAAGCAUAAAGGAGUUGGAGUAUGAGUUGCCAAUUUCAAAUAUAUCAAAAGAAGAAUUAUUUGAUAAUAAUAAAUUACUUCGGAGUUACUACAAAACAUUUUACAUGCAAACGGUUAUUCGGACAAUAUUUCCAUUGAAAAUAAAACCAUGUCCAGGACGUUUAAAGGACAAACUUUUGAAAUAUCCAGAAAUUACGUCAGAUCAUGAAGAGCCUACAGUAAGUAAUAGAGAUGUUAUAAAAUCUAAUACGAAGGAACAUUUAAAUAAGAAAACAAAAUUAGGAAGCAGGAAAGAAGAUAAAAAUAUGGAAAAAUGUUCAUUAGCGUUAGAAAUUAAGGCAUCCAAAGAUAAUGAUCUACAUCAUAGUUAUAUGGAUGAAAAAACUUCAAACGAAAAAAUUCAAGUAUUACGAAGAUUGAAAAGUUUUAUUUUACCUAACUUCGAUGACAAGAAUGCAGAGCUACAAAAGCAUAAUCCUCCUGUUAGUUUAGAAAUAUUUAAAAAGUAUACCUUGUAUAAUGAGGUUAUUGAUCAAAUAUAUCAAGAUAUGAUACACACAGAUUGUUCGUUAAUAAUCCUUAAACCCUCAGAAGAAAAAUUUUUGAAUCGUGAUCGCUUGCUUCAAAGCUAUUAUAAAGCAUUUUAUUUUCAACCCAACAUUAGAAAGUUAUAUCGCUUAAGAGUUAAACCAUGUCCGGCACAUCUAAAGGCAAAACUUUUAUCACUUCCCAAAAAAAUGUAUAAUGCUGUUUCAGAAAAUGAUUCUACGACAAGUAGUGAAAAUAACGAAAAUGUUGAUCAUAACAUAAUUACAUCAGUGGUGGCACCAUUUAACAAGAAAACUAAAUUAAAUCAAACAUUACAAAAUAAAGCUGUCAAAGAGAAUACUGAACGAAAUUCUAAACUACAUGAAAGCAAGUUUCAAACAAAAACAACAAAAACUCCUGAAUCAAUUUCACCCGCAAAGGUUCUCUUAUGGAAACAAGAUUAUCCUAAUGAGACUAAACAAACAAG
Teleopsis dalmanni is the source of this 1685-nucleotide messenger RNA. RefSeq names its product protein telomere ends associated-like. The record is from RefSeq and is a predicted model, not a curated record. The transcript has 10 exons. The annotation marks the transcript as partial. NCBI's taxonomy places the organism in Eukaryota, Metazoa, Arthropoda, Insecta, Diptera, Diopsidae.